CAAGACGCAAUAGAGUGUUUUAUAUCACACGUAGUAAUUAAAAACGGAUUUUAGUCUUGAAGAAUGCGUGUGAUUUUCUGUAUGACAUUGUUUCCGAAUCAUUCAAUUAAUUGACUUCACAACACGAGUAAGGAACAGAUUUUUAUUGUUUAGUUGCUUGAACAAUGAAUUCCACCAGCAAUGGAUCAAUGGAGAAUUCCUGGAAGGGGGGAAAUUCUACAAUGCAACCUGAGAAUUACACGGAAGCAGAAAUUGAGAGUUAUUUACAAUAUUUGGAGUAUGAAAAUGCCAAGUUGAUGAUUCCGACCCUGGUAUAUAUUGGAACGUUAAUCUCGACCGGGUUGUUUGGAAACACUCUGGUUAUUCUAGUCUAUUAUUUCCGAUUUAAACCCAGCACAACUCGUAUUUUUAUUAUCAGUUUAGCUGUAUUCGACCUGAUGAAUAACACCAUGGCACAACCGGGAGAAAUUUUCGAUAUUUUGUACGCUUAUAGAUUUACCAACAACCAUUUGUGUAAACUGAAGAGAUUUUUCAACUAUUUUACCACGUUUAGUUCUGUAUUUUCUCUGACCGUGGUGGCGGUGGACAGACAGAGGAAGAUUUGUCAUGCCGUUAAAAAACAAAUCAGCAUUAAAAUAGCUAAAAUAUGUGUCAUUGUAGUUGCCAGUCUUAGUUUAGGAAUUUCCAUGCCCUCUCUGAUGCUGAAUGGGGUGAAGAAUAUUCCAACAGGUAAAGAAGGAAUUCUGGGAACUGAGUGCAAAUAUGCAGAUAAUUUCCAAAACGCUUUCUUUCCGAAAUUAUUCCUGGGAUUUCAGUUUCUGAUAUUUUUGUCCAGUUUGACGUUACUCAGUGUUCUCUAUAUUCUGAUUGGUCGAACCGUUUUUAAACACAGUAAGUUUAAUUUACGAGGUAAGCGAUUAAGCGUGUUGAAACCUGCUGUAAUUGUGGCUUACUCUAAUAACUCGUCGACAGGACCCAGCUCUGGUAAUACCACUAGCACGAACCCAGACUCUCAUUCUGAUAAAGAACAAAAUGAGGCAACAGACCACAAAGAUUCCAAUAUCAAAGUAGAAAAGAAUACAGAAGGUGAGCUAGUCGAAACGAAAGCAGAUGUUACUGAAGAACCAACCAAACUCUCUACAGCUGAUCAAAAUACAGAAGUUGUCUCGACGCCAUCUACACCACGACAGAAGGACAAGAAGGAUAAGGUAACUCUGUUACCUAGCAACACACCUUCACCAGGUUUCGACAAGUUGUUAAUGCGAGCGCAGCAUCAAGAAAAAAAAGAAAAAGUCAAGAAAAUGAAGACUCGUACAACUUUAAUGUUGUUUUUAAUUACUCUGGUGUUUAUUAUCAGUUAUCUCCCUUAUCUGUCUAUCUCAAUCGUGAAAAUGUUUAAUAAAAACUUCGUGAACUCUCUAUCCAUUCCUACGUUUAUGGUGUACAAUGUUUUCCUGCGUUCACAUUAUAUCAACGCAGCAGUGAAUCCACUUGUUUACAGUUUCUGUAACAUGAAAUUCAGAAGCGAGGCUAAAAGUAUUUUGUGUUUUUGGAAGAAAAAUAAGAAUAAGAUGUAUACAUAGUUUUUGUAGAAGAGAAAUUUUGCAGCUAGACUAUAAUUGAAUAAGAUUGAGUGAAGCUAGCCUCGGUUCAGAAUCAGAACAGUUUUCAUUAUAAUACGAUUUGAACGACAUUUAUCAACAUUUAUAUUUCAUCUGAUGAUGACCCGUGUAAAUUAUGUUGAAACGUUAUGUACUUUGUUAUUAAAGAUGUGUGUUAUACCCUAAAAUAUUUUCAUUGUGUUCAUUAUCAUCUAAACUUCAUCAAAACUCAUUCUUGUACAGUAUAGAAAGGCGGUAUAUUUUGUUGUUGACUAAUUAAAGAUGUGUGUUAUAAAUUCUAUAUUUCCCUGUGUUUUUUGUUAACAGUUUUCAUUGUGUUCAUUAUCAUCAUCUAAGCAUCAUAAAAACUCAAGCACUUUGGACAUUUUUCAGUGUUCACAGUAUAAAAAAUAAAUAGAAGUAUUAUUAUAUUUUAUUGUCGACUAAGUAAAAUUGUGAUUUUGUUUUAUGUAUCAAGCACUUGUUUUUGUUUUGUAUUGUUUAAAGUGGUGUGUAAUAUUUUUAUCUCAUAUCGUUUGUUGUUUAUUGUAUUGUAGACCAGGCUUACUGAUGGUACUUCUCUUUGGAGGAGUCCACUACUAUACAACUUGUACUUUCCAUUUUUUGCUUGAACAGAUUUUGAUUAUGAAUAGUUUCCGGUUGAUUUUUUGAUAUAUAGUGGCUAAUAGUACUAUAAUUAUACUGACUGACUGUAAAUAUUGUAUCAUAUGAUAACAAACUAUUCUUAUAUUCAUUGAUUUAUCUUUAAUAAAUAAACAUUCCUUACAAAGAUUGAACUUAUACCUUGACUUCAAUAGCCACCUUUCUUGUAUCACCAUCCUCACUAUGUCAAGAUAUUACAAACUUUGUCUUAUACCUCGACUGCAAUUGCCACUAUUCUUAUAUUAGAAAGUUUGUAAAUGAAGCAAUUUGAUUGAAUGGUAUGCUGACGAAAACAGCCAAUCAUAACCACCAACUUCACACACACAAAUUGUUUAAGUCUUUCUGUCUAGAAAUCUGAUUGGUUGUAUUCAUUAGUGUACCAUCCAAUAAAAUCACUGCAUUUACAACAUGAGUGGUUAUUGCAGUCAAUGUAUAAGACACAGUUCAAUAUCCUGACACUGUGAAGAUGAGAUUGAAAUAAAUCAAUCAUUGUUUAACAUAUAUACAGUUUUAUUAUUUUAUUCACCAUGUUCUAAUCCCAUAAGUAUUUUACACUGUAGCUGGCCAACAUCUGUCAAAAUAGCUUUGUAUUUCACACACUUGGCCUGCUGGACUUGAAAAUGAACACUGACUGAGAAAUAUUGGUUCGUUGUCACAUUGUGACACUGUUUUUAAGACAAAGCCUCCAAAUUUAAGUCAAAACACACUUGUAUAUGCCUUCCAUUUGAUUAAAUGGAUUUGAUUUAAUGACUGAAUGUAACAAUCCAUUUUUAGUUCUGUUUUUAAAAUACGUUUUUGAGAUUAUCUCCAUUGUCUACUCAGAAACAAUUGUAUGUUGUCUUUAUUUGAUUCAAUAAUUGAUUUUAUAAUGAAUGUUAUAAUAAUUAUCACCAGUCUGUUAUAAAUAUAUAAAACUAUUUUCGUAUUCCAGCUUGACGUCGUUGUCUCUCUAUAAGUUUACGUAGGUCUUUAUUUUCUUCUAAAUCAUCCUGAGUGACAGGUUUAGAAUUAUU
Molecule: messenger RNA, 3277 nt
Organism: Lottia gigantea (owl limpet)
Lineage: Eukaryota; Metazoa; Mollusca; Gastropoda; Lottiidae
Exons: 4
Coding region: 165-1583 (472 amino acids)
Biological process (GO): neuropeptide signaling pathway
Cellular component (GO): membrane
Molecular function (GO): neuropeptide receptor activity
Source: RefSeq, a predicted model, not a curated record